Molecule: messenger RNA, 207 nt
Organism: Candidula unifasciata
Lineage: Eukaryota; Metazoa; Mollusca; Gastropoda; Stylommatophora; Geomitridae
Source: the annotation of a GenBank genome assembly
AUGGCUGUACUUCUGCUUUCCAGAAGUACACUGAAAUGUCAUUUUCUCUUAUCACAUUUAUCAUUGAAAAGAACUGCAUACGAAGCCCAGACAUGUCACAGAUCAUUUACUGUAAUUAGGAGUCGAAAUGGUACUAAAGGAUUGUUUAAUUCUGUCAAGCAGCGACAUCUGCAGUGGAUUCAAACGGUAGGUUGCUUUAAAAAAAUU